Molecule: messenger RNA, 4540 nt
Organism: Camelus dromedarius (Arabian camel)
Lineage: Eukaryota; Metazoa; Chordata; Mammalia; Artiodactyla; Camelidae
Gene: CCSAP
Product: centriole, cilia and spindle associated protein
Exons: 4
Coding region: 136-954 (272 amino acids)
Biological process (GO): regulation of mitotic spindle assembly
Cellular component (GO): axon; centriole; ciliary transition zone
Molecular function (GO): microtubule binding
Source: RefSeq, a predicted model, not a curated record
CGACAUCUUGCUCGGCAGGAAAGCGCGCGGAGAGCGGGCGGCUUCUGGCUGCUGCGCCAAGCGCGCUGAAGACCCGCCGGGCGCCGCGGGGUCGGGGGCGCAGGGCCAGGCCGGCGCCGCACGAAGGAGGGCACCAUGUUCGACACGGGCUGCACCAAGUUCUCGGGGAGCGCCGUGAAGAGCGAGUACAUGAAGCGCUACCAGGAGCCGAGCUGGGACGAGUACGGGCCGUGCUACCGCGCGCUGCGCCACUACCGCCUGAGCCGCCGGCUGCGGGAGCAGGCGCACGAGCCCUGGCCCAGUGACGACUGGGGCCCGGCCCGCGCCUCGGACGACUCGGCGGCGUCGUCGUCGUCGUCGUCGUCGUCGGGCGCCGGGGGCCACGCGCCCCAGUGCGCCCGGGCCUCGCCGCCGCCGCCGCCCGCCGAGCUUGCGGCGCGGGAGGGGCCGGAGCAGCGGGAGCGCAGGGCCCGGGAGGAGCAGGGCGCGGAGGCCGCGGAGGAGCCGGCGCUGCCAGCACUGCCAGUGAAAGACGUGAAAGAAAAACGGCUCAGGACGAAAGAGACUGUCAGAUUACCCAGCAGUACCAAGCCUCGGCUGCGACCAAGUGCCUUACUUGCUAGAAGAAGUCGGAAAGCAGCCAAGAACCCUCAGAGAUCAUCAAGUAAAAUAAGAGAAAACAAGCAUCCAUUUGCUCUUUACGGGUGGGGAGAGAAACAGACAGAUACGGGAAGCCAGAAAACUCACAACGUCUGUGCUUCUGCCCCGGUGCACGAGAUUCACGAAUCAGCAUUGCGAGCCAGGAACAGGAGGCAGGUGGAGAAAAGGAGACUGGUGGCUCAGAGGCAGGGCGCUCACUCUGCAGACGUGGAGAAAGCCAGAAGGGUACCGCCGCCCUCCCCGGACAACCCGUGGAUGACAGAGUAUAUGAGAUGCUACUCGGCGAGGGCUUAAAGGAAGAGAGCAGCAGCUGCUCCGACAGCCUCUUUUCAACAGUGCAAAUGAAAAGAAGGCAAAAUAAAACAAAACAAAGGAAACUGGACACAGGUUCAAGAAACCAGCUGAUUAUGCAGGGUUCUCCCUAGGGAGUUUCCAGAAGAUUGUUCCAUUGUGACGAAUCCUGGUCAUCUACCUCGGCAGCAGAGUGACAGCUGAAGCCAUAGACGUUUGGUUAUAUACGAAGGGAAUUCCCUAAAUCUUUGAUAUUCUUGUAAGGGUCUUGUUUUAAAGCAUCUUAAUCUUUUAAGAUACACCAAAUGCCUUUAAAUGGCUUAGAGAUGCUUCACACGCAGUGUUCUUUCCUACGUUUAUUUUCAUCCUGUUCUAGGUAACUUCUCAGAUUCCGUGGCUGGUUAAGAUCGUUCCGGCUUGCAGCGUAAGACUCAUUUUCCUUAUGUGUAGUUUUCUUUUUGAAAGAUUAUCAAGUUAAAAGUGAGUUUCAGCACUAACACUGCUUCCACGUACAGUCAAACUAGAACCUCGGUCGCUCCUAGAAAAUCAAACUUUCUGUAUUUCAGUUCAGCACCACUUCACGCAGCCUGUGAUGUCUAAGAGUUCUCCGGGCUGGUCGAAGAUCCUCUUUCCUCUUUAAAUGAUCACUUAGGCCGUGAGUAGUAGUUUAAUAUUUCAGGUGCAUCCCAGUAGGCGAAGUGCCGGCACAGUGUGUUUAGAACACACCCUGGGGCGUCAGUCACUUGCCGCGCGCUGGCCUUUUGACACACACCCGCUCUGGACUUUCGCCUCUUCUCUAAGAGCUUGGCAAUGACAUUUAGAACUGAUAAUCUGAAGUUCCAUUUAAUACAUGGAGAUUGUCUUGCUCACUGGGGAUGGAGGACGAGCAUGAAGACACCCCUUAUAGAGGUGGACCACCCCUGCUUUGUCUGCAUUUUCCUCUGUAGAGCGCACUUGUGACACAGCCUUGAUUGAUGGACAUUGUCCAGACUUCCGGUUGAAAUAUGUUUCUCCUAGCUUCCUAGCCAGUCGAUCUUGGGUAGAGCUUCGUGUGAGAGGAUGGUGGUGUGGGAACAGGCACAGAUGUAAGUAUGUAAAUAACGUGCUCCUUCUCGUUCAGACAUUUGCUUUUGAGGUAAAAAGUGGUUUUGCAAAACGCUGGUUUCCAUCCAGCAGAGGGAGGGAUCCAGAGGAAGGGUGAGUGCUAAACUCCUUACAGAGGAGAAGAAAGGUAUUUUGCCAACUUAGCACGUGGAGAUGUGGGAAUGAAGCACGUGGAGACGUGUGCGUGAAACCCUGGUGGUCACUGUGAGACUGAGCACUUCCUUGGUGUUUUUACUCUGGGUCUUUGAAGUUUGAUGGUCGAUUUUUGGAACACAUGUUUUUGUUCCUCAUUAAACCUUCACACAGUAUCAUCUUACACAACUGUAUUAAAGCUUUGUGGAGUCAUACUGAAGAAUCAUGAACUUUUUUUUAACUUUAAAAAUAUUUGCAUUGUUUUGAAGUGACUAUGUAGAGAGCUCUCCUAGUCACUGAGAUGUAUAUUUAAUAAGAGGAAGUUUUAUAUGUUGUCCCAAACAAACUUGCUAGUAAUUCUGGUGAAUUUUGCUGUUAUUAUGGUCCUUAAACGUUACGGGUACUUACCGAUGAAACCACCCUGGCGUUGUGAUGGUGCAGCUGAUUGUGGAAACUGUUCCUUUAAAACCGCCUCCUGCAUGUUCAGUUUUAACCACCCGCCUCCAGUGUUCGCAGCAUUGCAUCUGACAAUCUAAGAGAAGACAGCCCUGCGGAGUAGCUCAGGCCCCACACUGACAGGCUGCCUUAGGAAGCCAGCUCCCUCUAGACUUUGAAUGAGCUAGACUCACUCUCCUUUGGACAAGAGACUCGUAUUUAAUGUGCUUUACUACUGCGAACUCUAGGCAGAGAUCUGGGAGAAGCUAGCAGGCAAUAUUGGCCAGUUUUUUCCCUUUUUAAGUAGAGGACAGAUGAACAAGAUUUACAAAGCACCUUUAAUGUGCAUGAGCAAUGAAUGAAUCACUGUGAAUUAGCUGAGUCCCCCUCCUAUGUCCAAGUCAUUAGUUAGGGUUUCUUUCCUUUGUUUCCCUUUGGGGGUAAAAAUUACCUCUUGAGCCCACAGAAUUUUUUUGUUUUAACAAUUUGAUGUCCUCCUUUUUCCUUCUCAUUCUGGGAACUAAUGUGGUCGUGAUCAUGCUCCCAUUUCUUGGGACAACUUACGAGACAGCAAACUAGUUUAAAGCUACCUUUCAUGUUGAAAAAUUGGAAACUGAAGAUCCAGUGAUAUUUAAAAUAUAGAAUUAAAAAAUCGCUACAUGAGACUCUCUUAAAAAUUUUGGUUGUAAGUUCUUAAGUAAAACAAUAUGCCAAAAACAUGCUUUCUGUGUUACAUUAUUAAAAGCAGCAGUAGCGUACUGAGUAACAUGUAGCGCUCUGCUAGUCCCAGGUGAAGGAGAGUAAGUAGGAAUCUGUUGUUUUUCUUUUAAAAUCUAACAGACUGCUCUUACUUAGAAGGUGUAAAAAUCCGGGUCACAUCUGGUUCUAUGUGUACUCCCUCACUGCUGUAAAAUUUCUAAGCAUAUAUUUGUGUAUAUAUACACACACACACAUACACACACACACAUGCAUAUACAUACACACACACAUUCUUAAAGUUUGGUAAAAAAAAAAGGAUAUAGGUUGUCUUAAUUGCCCACAAUGUAGUGAGCACACAUUUAUGGCUCUUAUGUAAUAGCUUUGUCAUCGUUGCAUCAAAGAGAAAUUACUAGUGACUUGAAAGGUGUGUCUGCGGGGUCAAACUCAGCUAACUGAAUUGCAUGGAAGAAGGGUGAACAUACUAGGUCAUUGAAGUGUUCAGAUAUUACUGGCGGAGGAGAGGGGCCAACCAUGUGUUAGGAGUAAAAGGAGCUUUUCUUGGCUUCAGUGAAAAACAGUUUGGUGGAUAGUUUUACAUUUCACUGGACUAGGUAAAAAAAACCAAAAACAACUGGUGCUAAUAUUUACGUGGUCUGAUUGUGUAGUUGAUUUGGUAUCAAACUGCCAAUGCUUGACUCGUAAGGUCCUUACAAUAGUCUUGUGAUCAGUUACAUAAUAUUUAAAAAGUGACCCAGAGUGUGGCCCGGUCUUCUCCAAAUGCUUGCACUUGACAUGGAUGUUUGUACGAUAGCAUGAAUGGGGGGCUGCCCGGUGUGCGAGGGGCUCUGCCUAGAUUUCUGACCCAGAUUUGCUCCCUUCAAGCCGGCUAGAAUGAGAUCGGGGAAGAGUUGUAGCUUUAGUAUGUAUUUCCAUUUUGAAAGUCGGGACGCCUGAAGGAAGACAGGACAGGUCUCUUCUUGCAUUUCUUUUGUAACGAGCAGCACUGUACUUAGGGCCGGUCUGCCCGUGUCGUACAUUUAUUUUGACCGUUCAUUCACUCUCACAUUCUGAAGGAACGAGGGCUGGGCUCUUGUAACCACAAAGCUCAGGCAGUGGAAAUUCGGGGUUGUAUUUUCUUAAAACUAUGUAUUGCUUUUAACUUAUGUUUAAUAUUGCAGUUACUUGGUGAAAAAAAUGUGAAUAAAGUUCAUUAAUAUUA